Cydia splendana is the source of this 1969-nucleotide messenger RNA. RefSeq names its product optomotor-blind protein (gene bi). The transcript has 10 exons. Gene Ontology annotation, molecular function: DNA-binding transcription factor activity, RNA polymerase II-specific; RNA polymerase II cis-regulatory region sequence-specific DNA binding. Lineage: Eukaryota; Metazoa; Arthropoda; Insecta; Lepidoptera; Tortricidae. The coding region runs from base 159 to 1886 and encodes 575 amino acids. Gene Ontology annotation, biological process: positive regulation of DNA-templated transcription; cell fate specification; regulation of transcription by RNA polymerase II. Gene Ontology annotation, cellular component: nucleus. The record is from RefSeq and is a predicted model, not a curated record.
CGGCCAGUCGUUUGACGCCUGCCGCGCGAGCGGGUGUCGCCACGAGAGCGAGUGACGAGCGAGCCGCCGGCCGGUUAUGGACGUUGCAUGAGCGGCCGCGACCGCUGGAGCCGACGGGACCGCUGGAGCGCGCGCCGUGGGUCCCGGGCGGCGCGGGCAUGCGCUUCGAGGGCACUGAGCGGCGCGACGCCGUCGCGUUCCACCCGCUGCUGGUGCCGCGACCGAGCGAUUUCUCGGUAUCGGCGCUGCUGACGGCCGGCGCGCUGCCGCCGCCGCCGUAUCUGCCGGCAGCCCUGGCCGCCGCCGCCGCGCUGUCCGCGCCCUGCCCGCUGCUGAAACCGCCGCCUCCGCAUUACGCGCCUCUGCCACCGGACGACGACGGCGUCGUCGACGACCCGAAGGUGACGCUCGAGGGCAAGGACCUCUGGGAGAAGUUCCACAAGCUGGGCACCGAGAUGGUGAUCACCAAGAGUGGCAGACAAAUGUUCCCUCAAAUGAAGUUCCGCGUAUCCGGAUUGGACGCAAAGGCCAAAUACAUCCUCCUGUUGGACAUCGUCGCCGCUGACGACUACAGAUAUAAGUUCCACAACAGACGUAUGUUUCCUGCCUACAAAGUUCGCGUUUCUGGUCUUGAUAAAAAAGCAAAGUACAUUUUGCUAAUGGACAUCGUAGCUGCCGACGAUUGCAGAUACAAAUUCCACAACAGCCGAUGGAUGGUCGCCGGCAAGGCGGACCCCGAGAUGCCGAAGAGGAUGUACAUCCACCCGGACUCGCCGUCGACGGGAGAGCAAUGGAUGCAGAAGGUGGUCUCCUUCCACAAGCUGAAGCUGACCAACAACAUUAGUGACAAACACGGAUUCGAGCUCAUCUAUAACCAAAGUCAACGGAUGUUGUCCAAACUGCUGUGGCCCAACCCGGCCCCUAGUGCGCCCAGAGACCCCCACUCAGAUCAUUUGUGUGUCACGCAGACGAUCCUGAACUCGAUGCACAAGUACCAGCCGCGGUUCCACCUGGUGCGAGCCAACGACAUCCUGAAGCUGCCCUACUCCACGUUCAGGACGUACGUGUUCAAGGAGACGGAGUUCAUCGCGGUCACCGCCUACCAGAAUGAGAAGAUAACGCAGCUGAAGAUCGACAACAACCCUUUCGCGAAAGGAUUCAGAGACACCGGCGCGGGAAAGAGAGAGAAAAAUCUGUCCGUGUACCGCAGGCAGGCGCUGCUGACGGCGCGCUCGGAGCCCCGAGACGAGGACGACGAGCGGCCUCUGGACGUCGGCGGCCCCUCGAGUCCGCCGGCCCCGUCCAGCACACACCACACCAGCACAUCCUGGUUCAGUUCUACCGCGGGCGACUCCGGCGCCGAAGAAGUCAACGAGGCCGGCUCGGACUCGUCCUGUUCGGGCGGUGCGCGCGCCUCCUCCCCUCCCGCGGGCCCCUCCCGGCCGUCGCCCGCGCCCGACGUGUCUCUCGGCCCCCCUGUGCAGCCCCCGUUACUCCCCUACCUGUACCCGCCGUCGCUGUACCCGCCGCCGUUCUUCCCGACGCAUCAGAUGCCGCCGGGUCUGCUGUUUAACCUGCAUCCGCUGUUGCAGCAGUACUCGCUGCCACCUCCGCCUGCAUUGCCUGCGCCUCCGAUAGGGAAAACGCACAGGUUCGCACCUUACGCUCUACCCGGCUUGGGCUCCGCGUUCGAGCAAGUCGCCCCGCGAGCCCGGAGUCUGAGCUCGUCGCCGGCGAGGCCGCGAGUCGGGUCGCCCCCCGCGCGAGCGGCCUCCGCCGAUCCCCCUCCGGACGCCCCCACGGCCACCGCCACGGGCACCCCGCCGUCGGACCUGAAGAGCAUCGAACGGAUGGUCAACGGCUUGGACGUGGAGACGCAGGACUGACUCGGAAGAGCGUUGUAAAUACCGUGUAUUUAUAUCGAUGUAGCUACGCCUGGUGCAUUAUUCGUGUCUUCGAUGAUAGCAUU